Molecule: messenger RNA, 4001 nt
Organism: Colletes gigas
Lineage: Eukaryota; Metazoa; Arthropoda; Insecta; Hymenoptera; Colletidae
Gene: eIF3a
Product: eukaryotic translation initiation factor 3 subunit A
Exons: 5
Coding region: 130-3480 (1116 amino acids)
Biological process (GO): translation reinitiation; formation of cytoplasmic translation initiation complex
Cellular component (GO): eukaryotic translation initiation factor 3 complex, eIF3m; multi-eIF complex; eukaryotic translation initiation factor 3 complex, eIF3e
Molecular function (GO): mRNA binding; translation initiation factor activity
Source: RefSeq, a predicted model, not a curated record
CACGCGGUCGUAGUCCGUCGUAACAAACGUCGUGUCGUUAAGAGCGUAAAUUUCCAAUUUUACACAUAGAUUUAUUGAAUUUCGCGAUAGCGUGUAUGGUGUGAAAUUAACUAUAUUCGUGCAAAAAAAAUGGCGCGAUACGGACAGAGACCAGAGAAUGCUCUGAAAAGAGCAAACGAAUUCAUUGAAGUAGGUAAGCCAGCUCGAGCACUAGACACUUUGCAAGAAGUCUUCCGCAAUAAAAAAUGGACGUACAGCUGGUCAGAGUCGGUAUUAGAACCGAUAAUGUUCAAAUACCUAGACUUAUGCGUAGAACUAAAAAAAUCACACAUAGCAAAAGAGGGCCUAUUUCAAUAUCGAAACAUGUUCCAAUCUGUAAACGUUGGGAGUUUGGAGAACGUUAUACGCGGAUAUCUGCGCAUGGCAGAAGAAAAAACAAACCAAGCACGAAAGCAGAGUCAACAAGCCGUUAUAGAUAUAGACGAUCUUGACAAUUUGGCCACCCCAGAGAGCAUAUUGCUGUCGGCUGUUAGCGGGGAAGAUGCUCAAGACAGAAGCGACCGUACCAUUCUAACACCAUGGGUGAAAUUUUUAUGGGAAUCGUACUGCCAGUGCUUGGAAUUACUGAGAACCAAUGCACACGUCGAAACGUUGUACCAUGAUAUUGCGCGUAUGGCCUUUCAGUUUUGCCUCGAAUACAAUCGUAAAACGGAAUUUCGCAAACUGUGUGAGAAACUGAGGAAACAUCUGGAAGAAAUUUGUAAAUUACCUGCAUUGGUCUCUAAUGUUUCCAUGAACAGAGCAGAGACGCAACAAUUGAACCUGGAAACGCGAUUGAAUCAACUUGACUCAGCAAUUCAAAUGGAAUUAUGGCAAGAGGCCUUCAAAUCCUCAGAAGAUGUGCACGGUAUGAUGAAUUUGUCGAAAAAGCUCCCAGUGCCAAAAACUAUGGCCAAUUAUUAUCAAAAGUUGGCGAUGGUUUUCUGGAAAGCAGGAAACUAUCUUUUCCAUGCCGCGGCGUUGUUCAAAUUGUUGCAACUCUCGCGUGAAAUGAAGAAGAAUAUGUCGCUCGAGGAACAGCAGAGAAUGGCCAAUCGCGUGUUGUUGGCUACGCUCUCUAUACCGUUGCCAUCGGCUCAUCCGGAAUUUGAUCGUUUUAUCGAAACAGACAAAAGUCCGUUAGAGAAAGCUCAAAAGCUUGCAACGCUUUUAGGACUUACGCAACCACCAACGAGAGUUUCUCUGCUUAAAGAUAUCGUUCGUUUAAACAUUGUAAAUUUAGCGUCCCCGCAGUUGCAAGAAUUGUACUCGUGGCUGGAAGUUGAGUUCCACCCUUUGGAGCUGUGCAACAGAGUAGAUUCUGUUAUUCAAACGUUACAAACCGACGAGACCGGUCCUCUGAUUCAGUAUGUACCCGCCUUACAGGACGUGACGCUUGUACGCCUGGUUCAUCAAAUAUCGCAGGUUUAUCAAACCAUAAAAUUUGACAGGCUCUUGGAGCUUGCCAAAUUCACGACAGACUUUCAUCUGGAACGACUCCUGGUCGACUGUGUAAGAUACAACGACAUGCAAAUAAGAAUUAACCAUGGAAAGAAAUGUGUUCACUUUGGGGUUGAUCUGUCCGAGGCUCAAAGAGAGGACCAUCCCGAUGGUCCUGUUCUACAAGCAAUGCCGUCUGAACAAAUUCGCUGUCAGCUUGUAAAUAUGGCUACUGUGUUACAUAGAGCAAUUAAUAUUAUUAAUCCAAACAAAAAGAAAAUGGAGAGAGAAAAGUUACGUAAUGCUAUGGUUAGUCACUACCACGAAACCAAGUUGAAAGAACAUCAAAGAAUCCUAGGAAGGCACAAGAUCAUAGAGGAGAGAAAGGAAUACAUCGAACAUAUUAACACGGUCCGCGAAGAAGAGGAGAUGCGAAGGCAGGAGGAAUUGCAGAGACAGCAAAUGUUAGCCGAACAAAAGAGGCUCGAGCAGGAAAGGGAAGAACGCGAAAGGAAACGGCAACAGAGCGAGAUUCAACAGAUCAAGGACCGCCAUCUUAAAGAGAAAAUGCAACAGAUCUCCCAGACUAGUCACGGUCAGAAAGUUCUGAAGAAAUUGGACGAGGACGAAAUAAAGAAAUUGGACGCGGAACAAAUCGCAGCCCGCGAGGCGGAAGAGUUGCAGAAGGAACGCCGGGAAAUGCAACAGAAAUUGAAGUCUCAGGAGAAGAAGAUCGACUACUUGGAACGUGCCAAACGUUUGGAGGAAAUUCCGUUGGUGGAGAAAGCGGCGGAGGAGAAGAUGGAGCAGGCGAAGCAACGCUGGGAGCAGCAAGAGGCGGAACGGAUCGCCGCGGCCAUCGAGGAGAGACAGCAGGCUGUCGCGACUCGGGAACGCAUGGCCAGGAUGAAGGAGGACAACGAUAUUUUCUUGACAAAGAUUUUAGCCGAGCGAAAGAAUAUUUAUAUAGAGAAAUUUACGGAGUUCGAGAAAAUCUUGAACGAGGAGAAGGCGAGUAGGCUGUUGAAGCGCAAGAUGGAGCGGAAGGCCGAGCGUAAAGCAAAAUGGGAGAAGGAACGGGCCGAGGCUCUCGAGAGGAAACGUUUGGAGGAUUUGCGUAUCAAGCAGGAAGAGGAGAAACGACGCUUGGAGGAGGAGAAAGCGAAGAAAGAGGAGGAGGAGAAAGCGAAGCGCGCCGAGGAAGAGGCGAGGGAGGCUGAACGUUUGGCUAAGAUCGAGAAACAGGCGGAGAUCACCAGGGCUAGGGAAGCGGAGAUAGAACGGAAACUCGAGGAGGAGAAACAGAGGGACAAGGACUCGUGGAGACGCGGGGAACAACAACAGCGCCAUCGCAUUCCUGAGAAAUCAAGCGCGUCUGUUGGAUUAGUGGAGAUGUCUUGGCGUCGUCCUGUGGACACAAAGGAGGACGGUGGUGGAGGCGGAGGCGGAGGCGGAGGAGGAGGCGGAGGCGGAGGAGGUGGUGGUGUUGGUGUCGGAGUCGGAGUCGGUGGCGGUGGCGGUGUUGGUGUUGGUGGCGGAGGUGGCAAAGACGAUACCUUGCGUUGGAAGAGACGCGACGCGGACAAAUGGAGGAAAGACGACUACGAAAAGGAUGACACGAGGGACAACAGAGACAGAGAUAGGGAUAGGGAUAGGAUAGACAAAGAUCGUGGAAUGGAUGCUCGUCCCAUACGCGAUAUUCCACGUGACCCCAUAUCGGAUGGACCUCGUACCCGUGGUAGAAUGUUCGAUCGACGCGGUGGACCGGGCAGCGGACCAGGCAGUGGACCAGGCGGCGGUGGUCAGCGCCGCGACGACACAAUGCGUAACAGUACUCAAAACUGGCGCGACAAAAGCGAAGUGAUACAAAAUCCUCCUCGAGAUUUGCCCAGACGCGAUGAAAAGCGGGAGGACCCUAAAGAUGACAGACUUCCACCUAAACACGAAGAAAAAAGACCAUCUGUGGAGGAUGACGGAUGGUCGCAGGUUAGCCGGCGUUAAUAUAGGGCAUGAAAACUACCUAUAGGAGCAACGUUUUAUUAUUCUUCAAGAUCAGUGCAUAAUACGCAGUUAGACUUUUGCCUGAAGUUCAAUGACGGGCCCAAAACUCUACUGUUUCAUGCACCGCUUCGUUUCUCCUCCGAUAUACUCGUAACGAUAAAAAGAAAGCACAAAGAUGAUCGUUAGCCAAUUCACCCGCAUUACGACAAAACAAAAGGAAAACGUUAUGUAUUAACAGGCGACGAUAAAAUUGAGUUUUUAUGAUAUUUUUAAACUCGGAACAAGAAUUUUCUAAAUCGACCACGCUGCGUUACAUGCAUUAGACUUGUAAAGAAACCCGAAAAAAAUUCGAACAAUAUACAUAUUAAUUAGUGUAUCACAACUGUAUGUGAAAUAUGAAUCAAUGUACAGAGUAGAAGGGAUGGUGGACUGUAUGAAUGCCGAAGUAUUUAAUUGACUAGGUAACCUGACGGCAGAGGUGAAAAGUCUCAAAACAUCAAUAAAGUUUUCUUGUAUCCUGA